Messenger RNA from Caenorhabditis elegans, 1622 nucleotides. It is a transcript of the gene C53A5.17, whose product is annotated as tRNA (guanine(37)-N(1))-methyltransferase. The record is from RefSeq and is marked reviewed. Lineage: Eukaryota; Metazoa; Nematoda; Chromadorea; Rhabditida; Rhabditidae. The transcript has 3 exons. Gene Ontology annotation, molecular function: tRNA (guanine(37)-N1)-methyltransferase activity. Gene Ontology annotation, biological process: mitochondrial tRNA methylation; tRNA methylation. Bases 16 to 1440 code for a protein of 474 amino acids. Gene Ontology annotation, cellular component: cytoplasm; mitochondrial matrix; nucleus.
AUCUCAUCCAAUUGUAUGAUAAUCCUGAAAAGGUUAUUUUCCAAUAUGUCGAUUCUUCAACCGCCAGAAGUUGUACGUGGAAUGACAAAAUUGGAAAAAGAAGCCUUCCGAAUGCCAGUAGAUUUUCCUGUUAUCGAAAUUGAAGCAAGAGACGCUGGAAUUGUUGGAAGAAGAGUACGAUUAGAGCCAUAUUUGAUUGGUCAUAAGCUGAAACCAUUGAAAAAUUUAGUGGACAGUGAAAAAGACGGAAAGAAGUAUCUAGUAUUCCACCCCGAUAAAGUUCAAGAAGAUGAGACAAGAUUCAAAAUUCUGGAAUUGUUGAAACGAGAACUGGGAAAUGAAAAGUUGUUGGAUUGGACAACACUUUCAAAGGAUCUAACAUUCGAAAACUGGGAUGCAAAGUCUAUUUUCAAAGCAGUUCUUCCAGUAGGAAUCGACUACAGUAGUUACACUCAAACUGGUCAUAUUAUUCAUUGCAAUUUCGCCGAUGAAAUCCUACCAUUUCGAUUUAUUAUUGCUGAAGUAUUAUUGGAUAAAGUGAACAAUUGCAAAACGGUUGUUCAAAAAGGAAAUAUUAUCACAAAUGUCUAUCGAAAUUUGGAUUUGGAAUUGCUCGCUGGUGAGGAUAAUUACGUGACAGAAGUCAAAGAGACUGGUCUAAGAUUUAAAAUGGAUUUUAGCAAGGUCUACUGGAAUUCUAGGUUGAGCCACGAACACGAACGAGUUUCUGGAAUGUUCAAUACACAAUCCCUUGUUUAUGAUGCUUGCUGUGGAAUCGGACCAUUCGUACUGCCAGCUACACUCAAAAGAAAACCAAAAAGAGUCGUUGCGAACGAUUUGAAUCCAGAAAGCGUGAAAUGGCUGAAAGUAAAUGUUGGAUUGAAUAAGAUCAAGGAGGAACGAAUCGAGAUUCAUAAUAUGGAUGCUAAGAUGUUCAUCAAAGAAAAUGUAGCAGAUGAUGUGGUUAGGCUGAUGCUCGAGGAAAGUACAGCUGGAGAAUUUGAAAAUGAAGUUCCAAAACCCAUGUCGGAAGUUCAUGUGGUUAUGAAUCUACCCGCCUAUGCAGUGAAUUUUCUACCAGCUUUUCGUGGUGCUCUCAGCAGAUUCAAGGACGAAAUUGAAAAAGUUCCAUUAGAUAAACGAUAUAAAUGGAAUGUAUACUGUUAUUUAUUUGCCAAAUCUCACGUGGAUGUUCCGGAUAGCUGGUAUGAGGAUGAAGCACGAAGAAUGUGUGAUGAGAAGACAAAAUGGGAGCGAUCACUAGUUGUCAAGUGUCAUAAUGUGAGAACUGUGUCCUCGAGAAAAGAAAUGUUUUGUGCACAACUGGAGCUUCCAUAUGAAUUUUUGCUCGCUGAGCCGUUUCCAGAUGAACCUGAAGCUCAAUGUGAAUCGGAAGAAGCUGAAGAACCGAGUUCCAAGAGGAUAAAAGUGGAUACUUGAUAAAUUGAAAAUAUAUUUGUACCUUGUUGUUUGUUAAUUUUUUGUUGGUCACUUGAAGGUUGUUGAAUAAUUAAUUUUUAAUUAUCUAUGGAUACACUUUAAUUUUGAGAUACGAUCGUUUUCAUUCGAUUUGCCGAUUUUUCUUGUAUUUUAAUACUUUUUAUAUAAAAAAUGCCCAAUUC